AUGGGGAACAGUGCAGCAAGCAAUGCGGGGAAGACAAUUGCCAAGGGCAUGAAGCUCCCCAACGUGACCCUUGAUAAGGGUUUCCCGCCGAAGAAGAUCCCGCUCCAGGAAAUCAUCGGUGGCAAGAAGGUAGUGAUGCAGGUCCCUGGCUAUUUGGCCAAGCAAGCUGAGCUGAAGGCCAAGGGCGUCUCUGAUGUGAUUGUCUACUGCGUGAACGACUGUGCCGUGAUGGAUGCGUGGGCCAAAGACCAGAAAAUCGAUGGUUCGAUGUUGUCUUUCUAUGGUGACAGCGCCUCUCUGCUCACCAAAGAGAUUGGCCUUGAGCUCACACACCCGGGCCCCAUGUCCGCUCUGGGCAACCCCCGAUGCAAGAGGCACGCCAUGGUCGUGGACGACAUGGAGGUGAAGGAGUUGUUUGUCGCAGCCUCUGAGGAGGAUCCAGCCGGUGAUGCGAAACCGGACGACACUUUGGUCGACAACGUUCUCAAAAACCUGUAG
Symbiodinium natans is the source of this 498-nucleotide messenger RNA. NCBI's taxonomy places the organism in Eukaryota, Dinophyceae, Suessiales, Symbiodiniaceae. The record is from the annotation of a GenBank genome assembly.